Harmonia axyridis is the source of this 3117-nucleotide messenger RNA. RefSeq names its product 116 kDa U5 small nuclear ribonucleoprotein component. Gene Ontology annotation, biological process: mRNA splicing, via spliceosome. Gene Ontology annotation, cellular component: U2-type catalytic step 2 spliceosome; cytosol; U4/U6 x U5 tri-snRNP complex. The record is from RefSeq and is a predicted model, not a curated record. The transcript has 12 exons. NCBI's taxonomy places the organism in Eukaryota, Metazoa, Arthropoda, Insecta, Coleoptera, Coccinellidae. Gene Ontology annotation, molecular function: GTPase activity; U5 snRNA binding; translation elongation factor activity. The coding region runs from base 177 to 3089 and encodes 970 amino acids.
AAAAGAAGGACGCUUCUAGCUUGUGGCGGCCAAAUCAAAUCAACAACUUAACCUCAAUGUCGAUGCGUUUACAAUACGAAUUCGAAUAGGAAACCAAACAUUAGUGUUCGUAAAUAAAAUAAAAGUACCUUUAUUUAACUUUUGUCUAGUAUACAAAUCGUGUGUGAAAAUUUAUAAUGGAUGCAGAUUUGUAUGAUGAAUUCGGAAACUAUAUAGGACCUGAAUUAGAUAGUGAAGAGGAAGAUGAAGACAUUGAGCAGCAAGAGGAAGAUGAGGAACAGCAAGAAUAUGAUGAAGAACAAAUGGACGAAUCAGAACCCCAGUCCAUGGCUGUGGUUCUCCAUGAAGAUAAGCAAUAUUAUCCUACAGCGUUAGAAAUUUAUGGACCUGACGUUGAAACAAUCGUACAGGAGGAAGAUACACAAGCUCUGGAUGUACCUCUUGUUGAACCUGUGAAAAAGAAGAAAUUUCAUUUGAAAGAGCAAGAUGUGCCAGACACGACAUAUAAUAUGGAGUUCCUUACCGAUGUUAUGGAUAAUACUUCUCUUAUUCGUAAUGUUGCUCUUAUUGGUCACCUUCAUCAUGGAAAAACAACUUUUGUCGACUGUCUCAUUAGGCAAACACACCCAGGAUAUCAAGAUAAUGAGGAAAAAAAUUUGAGAUAUGCUGAUACUUUAUUUACGGAACAAGAAAGAGGGUGUUCUAUUAAAUCUACUCCUGUUACUUUAUUGCUGCAAGAUAUCAAAAAUAAAAGUUAUUUGAUGAAUAUUUUUGAUACACCCGGACAUGUUAACUUUUCCGAUGAAGUAACUGCAGCUAUGAGGCUUUGCGAUGGUGUUGUUAUUUUUGUGGAUGCAGCAGAGGGCGUCAUGUUGAAUACUGAAAGAUUGUUGAAACAUGCUGUUCAAGAACAGAUGCAGAUAACCGUGUGUAUAAAUAAAAUAGAUAGAUUAAUGUUGGAAUUAAAAUUACCUCCACAAGAUGCUUACUAUAAAUUGAGACAUAUAAUUGAAGAAAUCAAUGGUUUACUCACUUUGUAUUCCGAUGAUGCUAAUCCCCAUAUAGUAUCACCUGUACUGGGAAACGUUUGCUUUGCCAGUUCUCAAUAUGGUAUUUGCUUCUCAUUAAAAUCAUUCGCAAAUUUGUACCUAUUGUAUUAUGGAGAAGUUAAUGUGGAAGAGUUUUCAAAAAGACUUUGGGGAGAUAUCUAUUUCAAUAGCAAAACACGUAAAUUUACUAAGAAAGCCCCACACAAUUCAGCACAAAGAAGUUUUGUGGAGUUCAUUCUAGAACCUCUUUAUAAGGUAUUUGCUCAAGUAGUUGGCGAUGUGGAUACCACUUUACCGGAUGUUCUAGAUGAGCUUGGCAUUAAGUUGACUAAAAAUGAGAUGAAACUCAACAUAAGACCAUUAUUGCGACUGGUUUGCAAUAAAUUUUUGGGAGAUUUUAAUGGAUUUGUUAAUAUGUGCGUAGAACACAUUAAAUCUCCUCUUGACAAUGCCAAGAGGAAAGUAAAUCAUAUCUAUACUGGUCCUAGUACGAGUAAAAUUUAUGAAGAUAUGGUGAACUGUGAUCAAGAUGGUCUUUUAAUGGUGCACAGUUCUAAAAUGUACCCUACAGAUGAUUGCACUUUUUUCCAAGUGUUAGGUAGGGUUAUGAGUGGAACUCUGCAUGCUGGCACAGAUGUUAGGGUGUUGGGAGAGAAUUAUACAUUACAAGAUGAAGAAGAUUCUCGCAUUCUAUCAGUUGGUCGUCUUUGGAUAUAUGAAGCUAGAUAUAAAAUUGAACUCAACAGAGUACCAGCUGGUAACUGGGUUCUCAUAGAAGGAAUAGAUCAAUCUAUUGUUAAAACUUCCACAAUUACCGAUCUUACUAUAAAUGAUGAACUCUACAUCUUCAGACCAUUGAAAUUCAAUACACAGAGCAUCAUUAAAAUAGCAGUUGAACCAGUUAAUCCCUCUGAAUUACCAAAGAUGUUGGAUGGAUUAAGAAAAGUAAAUAAGUCUUAUCCAUUAUUGACUACAAAAGUUGAGGAAUCUGGAGAACAUGUGGUCUUGGGUACUGGAGAGUUAUACUUGGACUGCGUCAUGCAUGACUUGAGGAAAAUGUAUUCAGAAAUUGAUAUCAAAGUCGCCGAUCCUGUUGUUGCUUUCUGUGAAACUGUGGUAGAAACUUCGAGUUUGAAAUGUUUCGCAGAGACACCAAACAAAAAGAACAAGCUGACCAUGAUUGCCGAACCACUGGAAAAAGGAUUAGCUGAAGAUAUCGAAAAUGAGAACGUACAAAUAGGAUGGAAUAAAAAGAAAUUGGGAGAAUUUUUCCAGACCAAAUACGACUGGGAUUUGCUAGCAGCUAGGAGUAUAUGGGCCUUUGGUCCUGAUGCAACUGGCCCAAACAUUUUAGUCGAUGACACAUUGCCUUCUGAAGUCGAUAAGGCACUUCUCAGUUCGGUGAAAGAUUCCAUAGUCCAAGGUUUUCAGUGGGGAACCAGAGAAGGUCCCUUAUGCGAGGAGCCAAUCAGAAACACGAAGUUCAAAAUUCUGGACGCUGUAAUAGCACAAGAACCUCUUCACAGAGGUGGUGGUCAAAUCAUCCCGACAGCCAGAAGAGUUGUUUACUCUGCUUUCCUUAUGGCUACGCCUAGGUUGAUGGAACCUUACUUGUUUGUGGAAGUUCAAGCACCUGCUGAUUGUGUAUCUGCCGUUUAUACAGUGUUGGCAAAAAGAAGAGGGCAUGUGACACAAGAUGCUCCAGUUCCCGGUUCGCCCCUGUAUACCAUCAAGGCUUUCAUACCGGCUAUUGAUAGUUUUGGUUUUGAAACCGAUUUGAGAACGCAUACACAAGGUCAGGCUUUCUGUUUGUCUGUGUUCCAUCAUUGGCAGAUUGUGCCUGGAGAUCCUCUGGACAAAUCUAUUGUUAUAAGACCUUUAGAACCUCAACCUGCAACUCAUUUAGCGAGGGAAUUUAUGAUUAAGACGAGGAGAAGGAAAGGAUUGAGUCAGGAUGUUUCCAUCAAUAAAUUCUUCGACGACCCUAUGUUGUUGGAACUUGCAAGACAAGAUGUGAUAUUGAAUUAUCCACUUUUGUAAAUUUAAUAUUAAAAAAAUUCAACUUCAA